AUGAGUGUCCUGAAAGAGAUAGCGCUCGACGCAGCGGCCAUGGAGGAGGAGCCACGGCGGGCGGCGGUGCGCCUCGCGCGGACGUGCAGGGCAUGGUUUGUGCGCUUGUGGGGGCACUACCUCUUGCCGGAUAUCGUGCUACGGGGGGAAGACGCGCUCCGGCACUUUUGCUUCAGCAUCACCAAGAACGUGCUGGGACUGGGGAAGCUCGUGGCACGGCAUACGCACACGAUCAGCGUACUGCAGGAUACCAAAGGACGCGCCGCAGCACUCUUUGACGGCGUCACGCACACCAAGCUCUUUGGCACACAGACGGCGCCGCUCCUCCGCAUGGUCCUGCGCAGGUGCACGUCGCUCACUUCGCUCCGGAUCGAGUGCGAGCCACUCGCGCUCGACACGCGCGACGGCGCGGGGGGACUCGGAGAGGCACGUGCUUCGCUCCAGGAGCUCGUCUGCCUGCAGAGCCCGUGGGCGGGGGACGCGGUCGACGCCGUGUGGUACGCGGGCGAGCCGCCGGCGCCGUGGGACGCGCUCACGCACCUCCAGCUGUACGGGCCACGGUGCCGUUUGUCGGUACGCACGGCCGCAGCACUCGGCGCACUGCCGCGCCUCUCACAUCUCGCUCUGAUCAUGCCGAGCUUUGUAGACGCCCACGGAGGAAAGAGCCCCGCACCGGUACUCCAGGCGAUCGUCGACGCGUGCACACACCUCGAGCACAUCUUGCUCGUCGGCCACGACGAAGAACACUGGGUCGGCGCGACGCGCCAUUUGCGCCCGGCCGUCGCUGCGCUGCGUGUCGGAAGCGCGGGGCGUGUGCUGCGCAUCGCACUCGUUACUGCUACGGCACCGGCGCAGCCGUGGGAGCCGACGCACCGCGCGCAUCCAGGCGUGUACACCGACUGGAUGUUGGCACGUGCGCUCGACGGCCAGCACUGGAACUUUCACGGGGCAUGCGACGAUAUGGCGUACACGAUCGACGAGACUCUUGUUCCGUACGAGGCACGCAAUGUGCAUGCGGACGCCGACGCUCCGCCGACGCCCUCGCCGCGGUCGUCGCCGCCAACGCCCCCGCUGUUUUGGCACGAGGCACGCACGUCGCCCUCGCCGCCCUCGCCCGAAGUGUGGGGUAUCGACAACCUUGCCUAG
Messenger RNA from Malassezia japonica, 1146 nucleotides. RefSeq lists its product as uncharacterized. The coding region runs from base 1 to 1146 and encodes 381 amino acids. The transcript has a single exon. NCBI's taxonomy places the organism in Eukaryota, Fungi, Basidiomycota, Malasseziomycetes, Malasseziales, Malasseziaceae. The record is from RefSeq and is a predicted model, not a curated record.